Messenger RNA from Ostrinia furnacalis (Asian corn borer), 1591 nucleotides. Its product is annotated as endoribonuclease Dcr-1-like. The transcript has 9 exons. The record is from RefSeq and is a predicted model, not a curated record. The annotation marks the transcript as partial. Gene Ontology annotation, cellular component: cytoplasm; nucleus; RISC-loading complex. Gene Ontology annotation, biological process: apoptotic DNA fragmentation; siRNA processing; pre-miRNA processing. Lineage: Eukaryota; Metazoa; Arthropoda; Insecta; Lepidoptera; Crambidae. Gene Ontology annotation, molecular function: ribonuclease III activity; deoxyribonuclease I activity; RNA binding.
AUGAUAUUCGAGUUGAGAGCAACCCUCGAGUUAAAUANGUCAGGAUGGUCGAAUAUCAUAAGCAGAAAAUGCGGGUGCGGCGUUCAAGAUGAACCUCCUCAGAGCGAGGAAGACCAUGCCGAUGUUUUCAACCUGGCUAUCAAACCUUAUACACCCCAAGAAGCAACAUCCAAAGAUAAUAUCACCAUCGAAGCCAAUAAUAGUGAUAAAAACAAAGAUACUAAAAACUCCACACAAAAUGGCAAAGAAAAACCCUUUGAAAAUAAAAAAAAGAAUGAAAACAGAGAAGAUAGUCAUAAAGAGGCUAAAACAUGUGAAAACGGGAAUGAUAGUCUGAUGAGGGCGAUAGAAAGCGUGCAACGGACUAACGUUUCAAGUGAAAAUGAAAUUGAUAGUAGUGUGGAAAAACUGAGCGAUUUGAAAAUAAGCGAAAAUGCCAAAGUGAAAACAGACGGUUGUGAUACUCAAAUUAUUUGUUCGAACUGUGAAAACGAAAAUGAUAGUCCGGGAAAAGAUAGUAAGGUGUGUGAAAAUAUAAAAGAUAGUUUAAGAACGGAUAAUUUAUUCUGCAAUAGAUGUAGUAAUAUGAAAACGAGCGUCAGUGUUGAGUGUCCGUGUGUCGUAAAUAUAAGUGAUAGUGCUAAAAACGACAGUGAUAGUAAGCUAGAAAAUGAUAGUAAGAAGACUGUUGAUGAUAUUGCUAGUGUUGAUUUGAAUUCGGCGAUCGCGUUGAUAAAUAGGUACUGCGGCAAGCUACCGUCAGACACCUUCACUCGUCUCGCACCUCAGUGGUGGACGGAGGAGGUCACACUGCCAACCGGGAGGGCCUUCAUUUGCACCCUCAGGCUGCCUCUCAACUGUCCUGUCAAGUAUAACAUCGUGGGCCACCCGAUGCCGAGCCGAGUGCUAGCGCGCCGUAUGGUGGCGCUUCAAGCGUGCCGCAUUCUACACAAGUCCGGGGAACUGGACAACCAGCUAAUGCCCAUAGGCAAGGAGAACUUCAAAGCAGCUGACUUGGAAGCCCCAAACCCACUGUUGGGUGAGUUAACAGACAACGGUGACGCUCGUCCUGGAACUACUAAACGAAGGCAGUACUACUUCAAACGGACGGCGUCUGCGUUCACGGAUUGCCAGCCUGUGGUGGAUACGAGUGACUCGGAAAUAGAUCCCGCUGCUGAGAAGAAACCUGCGAAGAACAAGAACGAAGCCAAAAAAGGAACCAAACGCAACAUGCUGUACGCCAUAGUGUCAAAGCUAUGGUGCGCGCUUCCUGAACGAUACAACACGAGGGGAAGAAGACUGCACGCGCCGCAAAACGCUAGCCAGGCUAUAGGGAUACUUAUGGCGAGGGAUGAACCAGAAGAUCUCCAGAUCCCUGCGUUUCCCGUGUACACCCGGUCCGGGGAAGUCCGGGUGUCCGUGGAGCACGUACCGGACGCGGACGUCCGGUUGUCGCCACGACGCGGACGCCUUGUGAGGAGGUUCAUGGGGUUCGUAUUCGCGGAAGUGCUUCGAGUCAGGCGACUGGGCAUGAGUCUUCAGAGCGAUGCGUCCGCGCACAACAACUAUUACGUCGUGCCUACUAUAAAGA